AUGCAGGCUGCAGAUCCACCCAAGCACGAGUUCAACUUCCAACGUACUACAUGCUCAUACCCAUCUUGGAUUCAGACAAUCAGCGGGUUGGCAAAGGGUUUCUUGUCCCCUUCCCACAAUGAACAAUGGUACUGCCCCGAUGUGCUCGAUUUUGACCUGCUUGCCAAGUUCAGAAACAAAGAAAAUCCUCCCGAACCUCAUAUUUCGAUUCAUUCAAAGACCCCACAUCCCGAGUCGACCUUAGUCCGUUUCCUCUAUCGGCUCGCACACCCUUCCCAACCAUCAAUCACAGAAUGGUCAAAGAUUGUUGCUGCAUCUGUUGAAUUGAUGGCCGACAAUCUUUACGCUCCACCAGCCCCCAUCACUGACAACGACGACCAACUUGUACAAGGUGUACAGGUACUCAAACAAAUCGAAGCCAUCAAGAACUCUUCAUCCAGUUUUGACACUCCUGACACAGACCCUUCCCCCGACAAUCCUCAGCCUGCCCCCCGAGCUUCUUCUGGCGAUGUUCUUCACGAAUUCCGUAGUGUCAUUCUUGAUGUUUACGCAGCAUACAUCAUCUUUCAAACUCACGCACUCAGCCAGGCACCAUUGUCCCAAACCAAGAAGAAGGCCGAAUCCCGCAACCGCCGCAAUUCUGCUCGACCUGCUGCCGGGGCCAUCACUAACUCCCCAGGAGAUUCUUCUGAGUUGGCUAAUGUUCGAGAAGAAUCCACUCGACAAAUGGCUAGCUACCAACGCCGACAAAACUUCCAACCCUUGAUCUUCUUUCUCCUGGGGGGAGUUCGUGGGCUCUUCCUUGUAUCGAGAAACUACCGUAGUGCAUCAACAUCUGAUUGCAUGUCAUUCAUCCAAGCCAUGACCAUCAUCAAGCAACACUCAACCUCGGCACACACACCCGCAGAACCUAUUUGGAAAAACCUGGCAGCUUACCUCGUUACAAUAUUUGCCCCUGCCUUCAGCAACCCGACCAAAAUCUCUCACCUAUUGAAGAACCCCACUCGACAUGAGAUUGCAGAGGCAAUCACAGUUGACUUUUUAAAUCACUGGAGAGACUGCCAGCCCACUUCGCCAUUUCUUAUUCCACACUCUGCUCGUCAAAUCCCAGAAAGUUGA
This is a messenger RNA of Puccinia graminis f. sp. tritici CRL 75-36-700-3, 1119 nucleotides long. RefSeq lists its product as uncharacterized. The coding region runs from base 1 to 1119 and encodes 372 amino acids. The transcript is spliced from 2 exons. NCBI's taxonomy places the organism in Eukaryota, Fungi, Basidiomycota, Pucciniomycetes, Pucciniales, Pucciniaceae. The record is from RefSeq and is a predicted model, not a curated record.